AUGUUGAGUGGGGUGGCCGAAGAAAUUCCUGAAAUCUUGCAGAUCAAGCGCUGGGGCCAUGAGGAUGUACGAAACGGCAUUGUUCGGGUCGAGAACGAUAGCCCGAUCGUCUUGGGAUAUUUCUAUAGCUUCAGGUGGCUCAGGUCGGCUGAUUUCUCGCCAUUCUUGAAGGCGAUGAGAUCGGCAGAGACGCUGCUCACAAGCAGGGCUGUCGUCGCGUCAUUAAGACUCCGCCGACGACCGUUCCUGAGACGAGUUCCCAGACGCAGCCGCAGCCGGAACAGAUCAUCUCCAAGAUGCUCGACAGAUUACCGCCACCAGUCGUUGCUGCCUUCGGACGAGCCAAAUGAAUCACUGCCGCUCAAAAGCGGGGACGCCAUUCGUCUCGAAUUUAACAGAAAACAAAAAAAGAAAAAGAGGAAACAAAGAAAGAACGAAGAACACGGCAGAACAAAGAACAGAGUUCGGCCAAGGCGCUUGCUUCAUCUCCGAGCAGCACGGCACUCACAAACUGUGUAUCAAUCAUCGCGCUGUGAAACCAAACUUGAAGUCAUGGUCUACAUUGAAUCCUGGGACGAUUUCGUUGAAAAGUCCGUCCAGCUGUUUCGUUCCGAUCCAGAAAAGACUCGUUAUUCCAUGAAAUACAGGCAUUGCGACGGCAAAUUGGUGCUAAAAGUCACCGAUGAUAAAGAGUGUAUCAAAUUUAAGACCGACCAGGCUCAGGAUGCGAAAAAGAUGGAGAAGUUCAAUAACAUCUUCUUUACUCUGAUGGCUCGUGGACCUGACGUCGAUAUAUCUGAAGUUGGUGGGAAAGAACAAAUAGAUGCACAGCCAGCCAAGAAAGGAAGGGGAAGGAAGCAAUAGUGUUUUUCGUUUUAAUCAAUUAUUCGGACAAGUGUUGAUCCACACAACAAAUAGUCGUGAGAACAGUUUAACAAAACAUUGGUUUUAAAUCAGUGGAUUUUGGUUUUAAAUGGUGCUAACAUGUGACCUUGGUGCUAAAUUGUUUUGGUCAUAUUGUGCUUUACUGGUGGUAUUUUGAUCUAAGACUGACCUGGAGACUGGAGUUCAGCUUUGUGGCCAAAAGGCUUCACUUAUAUUUGAAAAAUUACUGGCACUGAGUUGAGAUCUGUGUUUAUCUGAGUUUAGAAUUAAGACACGUGAAUCAUGAUGGCAGUCGAUUUGAUUCUCGUGCACUGAAUAUUGUAAUAAAGUCGAAUUUUGGUAUUAUCACGUCCAGUUUACUUGUUUUACC
Molecule: messenger RNA, 1255 nt
Organism: Striga asiatica
Lineage: Eukaryota; Viridiplantae; Streptophyta; Magnoliopsida; Lamiales; Orobanchaceae
Source: the annotation of a GenBank genome assembly